Dermochelys coriacea (leatherback sea turtle) is the source of this 1559-nucleotide messenger RNA. It is a transcript of the gene PLN, whose product is annotated as phospholamban. The coding region runs from base 348 to 506 and encodes 52 amino acids. The record is from RefSeq and is a predicted model, not a curated record. The transcript is spliced from 3 exons. Lineage: Eukaryota; Metazoa; Chordata; Testudines; Dermochelyidae. Gene Ontology annotation, molecular function: ATPase inhibitor activity. Gene Ontology annotation, cellular component: sarcoplasmic reticulum; membrane. Gene Ontology annotation, biological process: negative regulation of calcium ion import into sarcoplasmic reticulum; negative regulation of heart rate; negative regulation of ATPase-coupled calcium transmembrane transporter activity.
UUUGUUAUUUUUUCCCUCCACCUUCUUCAAUUGUUCCUACAAACUUGGUGACAGGACUCAGACAAGUUGCCAGAGAAGUCCAGGCAAAGUUUUCCACAGCUCAGAACACACUGUCCUAUAAUUCACUAAUCAUCAUCAUCAGAGGAGUUGUUUCCAGAACGAAGCAGUAGUACUUCUCAUUUUGCCUGCAAGAGGCAUUUGUCUCGGGACAUUUAGCUCCACACAGAUUCCCUAAAUCAGAAUCAAAAACAGAAGAUAAUAACCACUUUGCACUGUUCCUGACAACUUCUGUUUUUUACCUGCACUUCUUCUAAAACCUGACUUGUGCUCUCUGCUUUCCUGUUGCCAUGGAGAAGGUUCAGCACAUAACCCGCUCUGCCAUGAGGAGAGCCUCAACUAUUGAGGUGAACCCACAAACACGCCAAAAGCUCCAGGGGCUCUUUAUAAAUUUUUGUCUUAUUUUAAUAUGCCUCUUGCUUAUCUGUAUCCUUGUGAUGCUUCUCUGAAGUUCCACAGCAUCUUUGCUUCCCAUUGCACUAUCCUAUAAGAAAGCCAGAACAAAAGGGAAAAAAAGAACUAAACAAGAAACUCCCAAGGCAAGAACACCCAUGUGAGCAGAUCAAGCAGUUGGACUAAAACAGUCUCGUCAACCCCACUGCACCGUUUUCGGACUAGCCAUUGUAAACACAUUAAAAAGCUCUUCUGUAUUGAACAAUGAUUUAAAGCCUACUGGUACAAAGCUGUCCAUGAGCUAACUUGUUUGUUCACCUUGCUAAGAGGCAUCUCAUGUGAACGUUGGAAAAUUUGUGCCUUUUUCAUGGAAGUAUGGAAGGGCAUUAAUUGUGAUAUUCAAUUAGUGUUUCAGCCAAGUCAACUACAAUAUUAAAAACCACCAUCUCACUCUUUUGGGCCUGCAUGCUUUAAAAUUUCACUGUAAAUCUUUUUAGAUAUUGGAUAUAUUUUAAUAUCUUAUAGAAGUCCAGAUCAAUCCAAAAUGAUGCACAGGCACAUUUAGAUUUUAACAUGUUCCAGAAAAUUUUCUGUUCCACUGCAAGAUGCUACGAUGUUACACUGUUAAUUGAAAUUAUUUAACUUGCUCCAAUAGUUUAUGACUAGAAUCCUGAAAAAUGAAGUAGAAGCUAUUUUAAAGAAACCUUUUCCCAGAUAUAAAAUUGUCUCUUUUUCCUAUUUAAGGAAGGGAUUUAGGACUGAUAAUGGGAAGAAAAGUAAUACCAAAACUUCAAUUCUGUCCAAUAUCUUUUCACACAACUUGUGACUCAGUUUUCAAAAGAUAUGUCUAUUGAAGCAAACUGGCAUUUGUAAAGAGUUUUAAUUUGCUUUUCAAGGUAUAUCAAGAACCAACCACCCUAUUAAGAGAACAGUAUUCACUCAUGUUCAGUUGGCUAACAAAACAAGCAGAAGCCAAAAGUGUGCCUUGAGUAGGAUUGCCAAUUGUCUAAUCACACAAACCCAAACACCCCUGCCCCUCCCCUUCCCCGAAGCCCCGUCCCGCUCACUCCAUUUCCCCACUCCCUCUGUUGCUCGCUCUCCCCCACCCU